Messenger RNA from Suricata suricatta (meerkat), 2455 nucleotides. RefSeq names its product gap junction protein alpha 1 (gene GJA1). The record is from RefSeq and is a predicted model, not a curated record. Lineage: Eukaryota; Metazoa; Chordata; Mammalia; Carnivora; Herpestidae. The transcript has 2 exons. Gene Ontology annotation, molecular function: transmembrane transporter activity. Bases 196 to 1344 code for a protein of 382 amino acids. Gene Ontology annotation, biological process: heart development; cell-cell signaling. Gene Ontology annotation, cellular component: connexin complex.
UUUUACGAGGUAUCAGCACUUUUCUUUCAUUAGGGGGAAGGAGUGAAGAAAGUACGAAACAGCAGCAGACUUUUAAACUUUAAAUAGACAGGUCUGAGUGCCUGAACUUGCUUUUUCAUUUCAUCCUCCAAGGAGUUCAAUCACUUGGCGUGCCUACUUCACUUCUUUUAAGAGAAAGAGAGGGGCCCUGGCAACAUGGGUGACUGGAGUGCCUUAGGCAAACUCCUCGACAAGGUUCAAGCCUAUUCCACUGCUGGAGGGAAAGUGUGGCUGUCUGUUCUUUUCAUUUUUCGAAUCCUGCUACUGGGGACAGCAGUUGAGUCGGCCUGGGGUGAUGAGCAGUCUGCCUUUCGUUGUAACACUCAGCAACCUGGUUGUGAAAAUGUCUGCUAUGAUAAAUCCUUCCCAAUCUCUCACGUACGCUUCUGGGUCCUCCAGAUCAUAUUUGUGUCUGUUCCCACACUGUUGUACCUGGCUCACGUGUUCUAUGUGAUGAGGAAAGAAGAGAAACUGAACAAGAAAGAGGAAGAACUCAAAGUUGCACAAACGGAUGGUGUCAAUGUGGAGAUGCACUUAAAGCAGAUUGAAAUCAAGAAAUUCAAGUAUGGUAUUGAAGAGCACGGCAAGGUGAAAAUGCGAGGGGGCCUGCUGCGAACCUACAUCAUCAGCAUCCUCUUCAAGUCUGUCUUUGAGGUGGCCUUCUUGCUGAUCCAGUGGUACAUCUAUGGAUUCAGCUUGAGUGCCGUUUACACUUGCAAAAGAGACCCCUGCCCUCAUCAGGUAGACUGCUUCCUCUCUCGUCCCACAGAGAAAACCAUCUUCAUCAUCUUCAUGCUGGUAGUGUCCUUGGUGUCUCUUGCCUUGAACAUCAUCGAACUCUUCUAUGUCUUCUUCAAGGGUGUUAAGGAUCGCGUGAAGGGGAAGAGCGAUCCUUACCACGCUACCACUGGCCCUCUGAGCCCCUCCAAAGAAUGUGGAUCUCCGAAAUACGCAUAUUUCAAUGGCUGCUCCUCACCAACUGCUCCCCUCUCACCCAUGUCUCCUCCUGGGUACAAGCUGGUUACUGGAGACAGAAACAAUUCUUCCUGCCGCAAUUACAACAAACAAGCAAGCGAGCAAAACUGGGCUAAUUACAGUGCAGAACAAAAUCGAAUGGGGCAGGCAGGAAGCACCAUCUCCAACUCCCAUGCACAGCCUUUUGAUUUCCCUGAUGACAACCAGAAUUCUAAAAAACUAGCUACUGGGCAUGAAUUGCAACCACUAGCCAUUGUGGACCAGCGACCUUCCAGCAGAGCCAGCAGCCGGGCCAGCAGCCGACCUCGGCCUGAUGACCUGGAGAUCUAGAUCCAGGCUUGAGAGUAUUGAGAUUCUGCUCAAUUGUGGAGAAAAGGUGCUGUAGAAAGUGCACCUUAGGUGUUCAUUUUGUUGCAGUGGAGGUGGUACUCAACAGCCUUUGUCAUGAGGCUUAGAAAACACAAAGACAUUAGAAUACCUAGGUUCAUUGGGGGUAUUUGGGAUAGGUGGGUGGAGAGGGAGGGGAUAAGGGAGGUACAUAUUGGUAUUUAAUGUAGUUGAUUCAGAGAACUUUAGUUCUAAAUAUAAGUUGCAUUAGGUGAUACAUAGCUAUGGGUUUUUUUCUCCCCCCCACACACCCUUAAGAAUAAUUCUGUGUAUGUGAAAGAGUGAGUGAUAUUUUUCAGUAAGUACUUUUUUUUAUUCUACCAUGAAACUGAGAUAACUUUGACCAGGAAAAAAAAAAAAACAAAACUUCCUGGACAUCUUGUUUCUUUAUAUCAAGAGAACAUUAGAGGGUUGUCCUUAUGUCCCUGCUAAUACAUUCCAUUGUUAAAAUUUGCACUUUGAAGGUAAGCUUUCUAGGCCUCACCCUCCAGGUGUCACUGGACUUGUAAUACUUUGUUAUUCUUGGUAUUGAUUAAAAGUCCAGACAAGGCCCACAGAGAGACUUCCCAUGCAUUUUCAAAUCUCGGCCAGUCAUAUGUACAUUAUUUCCUUUACAUCUACUUGUGACAUAUUAUUGCCAUCACUUUUUCAUCAUUCCUCAGCUACUAUUCACAUUCAUUUAAUGGUUUCUGUAAACAUUUUAAAAUAGUUGGGAUGUCACUAAACAUUUUUUGAAUUAGAGUCAGGGAAGCAAGCCAUGCUCAAUAUUUAACAAUCACUUGUAUGUGUACAUGUGUGGAAGAGUGUGUUUUAUUUGUCAUAUAUUGGUACAAGCAGAUGCAGUAUAAACUCACAAACACAGAUUUGAAAAUAAUGCAUACACAGUGUUCAAAUUUGAGCCUUUCUCAUGGAUUUUGUGGUGUGGGCCAAUAUGGUGUUUACAUUCUAUAAUUCCUGCUGUGCAAGUAAAGCACACUUUUUUUCCCCUAAGUGUUUUUCCCCCCCAUGUAUCCUAUUAUGGAUACUGGUAUUGUUAAUUAUGAUUUUUUUCUCU